This is a messenger RNA of Echinostoma caproni, 801 nucleotides long. The record is from the annotation of a GenBank genome assembly. NCBI's taxonomy places the organism in Eukaryota, Metazoa, Platyhelminthes, Trematoda, Plagiorchiida, Echinostomatidae.
AUGAAUCAAACAGAUGCAACUUCCGAAGAUGCAUACAAAUGCAAUCAAAGUGCUAUGGUCACAGAUAGCGGAAUCGGAUGUCAGCAAAUGUCGUUUGAACUUCAAGUCCCUUAUGGUCGAAUCAACUCGGCCGGGACUACAACCUCCGGGUCUUUCUCGUCAAGACAAACAGUAUUUACCAAUCCCGAUUCACAACAUCCGGGCGCACCGAUAUCCUCACCUUCCAUGGGGCUACGGGAGACGGGGAGACUAGGGAUAAAAAAUCAUACAGAAUCCGCCGCCGGUGGAAAAUCGUCGGUCUCGGUGGAUGGAAUAAACGAAAAACCCACCUGUUGCUGUACGAUUUGUGGUCUACCAAUAUUGUCCAACCAAUUACGAGGUGCCCAGUCAUAUCAACGCAUAAACGAGAAUUGCGUCUCCAGUGACUCGGGUAUCUCAUCCAGCGUGCACGAGGCGGCCGACUAUCGAGUCGCAGUGAAAGUAGAAUCCAAUCGACAACCGAGACAAGUGCUGCGCAUGGAAGUAGCUGUACUUCGCAGAUUGCAAGGAAAACCGAAUGUGUGCACCCUGUUUGGAUGUGGGCUCCCUCCCCGGUUCAAUUACAUGGUGCUGAGUUUGCAGAUUAUUUCAGUAACUAUGAUUCGCCGAUCUUUCGUGUUGCGUAUCACUGGGAACAGUCUUUCACCAUUCCCUGAUGUGACCCCAUAUACCUCCGCUUUGAUCCCGGACGGUCUGGUUUUCCGCUUUUUCUCUACCAGUGCUACUGGCUCAUCAAACGCCCAGUGCUUCCGACUGGCUUGA